Wasmannia auropunctata (little fire ant) is the source of this 2154-nucleotide messenger RNA. RefSeq names its product baculoviral IAP repeat-containing protein 7-A-like (gene Diap2). Gene Ontology annotation, cellular component: cytoplasm; nucleus. The record is from RefSeq and is a predicted model, not a curated record. The coding region runs from base 22 to 1803 and encodes 593 amino acids. Lineage: Eukaryota; Metazoa; Arthropoda; Insecta; Hymenoptera; Formicidae. The transcript is spliced from 8 exons. Gene Ontology annotation, molecular function: cysteine-type endopeptidase inhibitor activity involved in apoptotic process; ubiquitin protein ligase activity. Gene Ontology annotation, biological process: positive regulation of protein ubiquitination; negative regulation of apoptotic process; regulation of cell cycle.
AGUCGUGACUCCGAGGCGAGGAUGAACCUCGAGGAGGCGAGGCUCAGGACGUUCCGCGAGUGGCCGGCGAACGCCACCGUCGAUCCGGCGCGUCUCGCCAAGGCGGGCUUCUACUACACCGGACACGUCCUGGAGGUGCAAUGCUUUCUGUGCGGCACGAGGAUAUCCGACUGGAACUACGGCGACCAAGCUAUGGUACGUCAUCGAAUGAAGUCGCCCCACUGCCCGUUCGUCCUCGCGCCGAGCAACACGUGCAACGUCCCGCUCGUACCAGCGGCGGCUGAAAAUGCCGCCGCGGAAUCGAGAACCACGUACUGGACCUCCCGAUCCUCCUCGGACUCGCAGCAGCCCAGCGGUGUCGACCACCCGAGGAUACUGCAGCGGCCGGCGGAUCCCCUGAAGGAGUACGGUACCUUCGCGCAGAGGAUAUUGUCAUUUAAAGAUUGGCCGAAGAGCAGAUUCGUCCAUCCGGAGCAGCUGGCCUUGGCAGGAUUUUACUAUCUUCAAAGCGAAGACGUGGUGGAAUGCGUGUUCUGCAAUGGUAUCCUAAUGAAUUGGAAACCAGGUGACGAUCCGGAUUGCGCGCACCGAUUGAAUUUUCCAAAUUGUGACUUCUACAUGAGACAGAACACAGGAGAUGACCUAUUAGGAUUAGUCAAGAUGACACCUGAGACUACAAACAUGACAGAAUUGGGAAUACAGAGGCAUAAGGCUCCCCAAAGUCCAGAAUACGCAACGUAUGAAAAAAGAUUGCAGACCUUCAAAGGAUGGCCGAAAAACCUUAAACAAACUCCAGAGAUGUUGGCCGAGGCUGGAUUCUAUUAUGGCGGAUACGAAGAUCAAGUUAGAUGUUUCCAUUGCGACGGAGGAUUAAGAAAUUGGCAACCGACGGACGAUGUAUGGGUUGAACAUGCACGAUGGUUUUCAAAUUGUGGCUUUGUAAAUCUUUUGCGUGGACAUGAAUUUGUGAAAUAUUGCAUUGAUAAUAGAACUCCUUUGGAUCUUUCGAUUAUCACUGGCAUACCAGAAGGAAAUGAUGCCACGGAACCCUCAGUUGAAUCUCUUUCCUCAACUUCACAAUUUGGCGAAUCAGAUAAUGCAAUAACAUCUGGGGCAGAUGUCGUAGAAACUUCAGUUGCAUCUUUUUCCACGGUUUCGCAACCUAGCGAACCUAACGAAUCAGAUACAGCAGUAGGUGCCACACAAGCUACGGUUGCAUCUCUUCCGACAGUUUUACAACCCUACAUACCGAUAACGAAUGCAGCGGUUGAGAAACUCUUGGAUACAACUCCAGCUAAGGCUGCUCUUGAAAUUGGGCUACAUGUGGGUAGAGUAAAGAGAGCUCUCAAGAAAAGAAUGGAGCGAGUUGGCAAACCGUACACUGAUGUUGUACACCUCAUACAAGACGUUCUACACGAUCAAGUUAUGGAAGAGGAUGAUGGGCUUGAUAAUAGUACAUCUAGCUCGCCAACUUCAGAAUUGAAUAAUUUGUUUAAUCAAGUCACUAUGCAAAUGACUAGUAAUUCCGCAAAUGAAAAUAGCACACAAAAUUCUGACGCAUUUAAAAGGGAUCUCGGAAAGAGGAAGACGGAAAAGGAAUCAGAUGAUCUUAUGUCCUUGCGAGAGGAAAACAGAAAAUUGAAGGAGGCUCGUUUAUGCAAAGUUUGUAUGGAUCACGAACUAGCCGUGGUAUUUUUACCUUGUGGACAUUUAGCAACAUGCAACAACUGCGCGCCGGCUCUUGCGAAUUGUCCGUUGUGCAGGCUGAAGAUUCGCGCUUACGUUCGUAUUUUCUUGUCCUAAAUUAGAUCGUACGUAUACAUCUAGCGUCAAAUUAUGCGUGAUUCAUGACACGAGCUUCGUAGUUUGAGAUUCACAGUUCGCUAUUUGAGAUUUGUCAGAUCGGAGCAAUUUUUUAUGUGAAUCGUGUCCCUUUGAUGAAAUCAAAGGAACACUAAUCACUAUGGAUGAGGCAAUUCAUGGUGAUUUGCGACUAGAUUGUAAACCACGAAUCCGCUAACAAAAUGUGAAGAGUCCAUAUUGAGAAAUCUUCGCAAAUCUACUAUCAAUUGCAAAUAAUAAACGACGUAAAUCAUAAAUCACGCAUAAUAUAGUGCUGGAUUAAGGUUGACUUCUCUGAAAAAAUAUUACAAA